CUUUUUCUUGACUCCAUACAUGAUGUCUUCUAAUAACCCCUUUUAUGAGCUUGCUCCAGAAAUAAAGGGUCUAUUAACCAUAGAAACGUUUAGAGAAAAUGUCUCUACAACAGACUUUAUUGAAAGGAUUUCGGCCAGUGUCCUUGAUCAGAUGAAAGAUGUCAACGGAAACUCUGUUGCUUUAGACCCAAAACCAUUUAUUCGGACAUUUGAAAGUGUCUUGGAAGAACUUCAACAGUUAAAGACACGUGUUCAAGAACAGUGCAGUGAACUUGAGAACAGUACUCAAGCAGCAGAACUAGAAUACAAAAGAAAUAUUACUGAUCUCCAUGGAGCAUUUGAAGAUGUUUAUCGUUCUUAUGAUAGUUUAGAAAGUAGGAUAGGUGAUGUUGGUAAAACUGCUAUUCGUAUUGGUGAGCAACUAGAGACGAUUGAUAAAGAAAGAUCAAAGGCAUCUGAAAGUCGAGACGUGAUUGAGUAUUUUAUGGAAUUUCAAGAGGGAAAUACUGAAAGAUUGGAUACAUUGCGUCAAGGAGGUGAAGAAGGUCAAUUAAAGGCUGCUAUUGUUGGAAGAAGAUUGAAUGCUGUAGCUAAAGAAGUAGACAAUGAUAAAGAAGCAAGAAUUGCUAUUGAAAAGUUUUGUGAAAGUUUUGAAAAAGAAAUUUUAGAAGAUUUUGACAAGGCUUAUGAGGAAGGAGAUCCUCGUAGUAUGGCACAUUGUGCCAAAGUCUUGUUUGAAUUCAAUGGUGGUGCCUCUUGUGUUCAAACUUAUGUAAAUCAACAUGAAUUCUUUAUGUCAAGCAUAAGAAUUGAAGAAAUGGAUCAAGUUAGAGAUUCUGAAGACCAUGCUGACUUGUCAAAUCCUAAUAUCCCACCUCCUGAGGUAGACACAAGUCUUGUUAAACUAUAUGAUGAUAUUCGCAUUACUGUACGCCGAGAAGCUGGUAUUAUUUCGAGUGUAUUUCCUCAACCAGCGACUGUCAUGCAAGUCUUGCUUCAAAGAAUCUUUGCUCAAUCGAUUCAAGAUCAUAUCGAACUCUUGUUGUCCAAAUCAAAAAAAUACUCUCCUUUAGCUUAUCUACGUACACUUUCUUCUACUCAUGCUGAAACGAAGCGUUUGAUUGAGAAUCUCAAGUUCUAUUGUGAUAAGGAAGUUUCCCUGAAAGAUGCAGCAGACGUCAAUGGCCUUGUUACUUCUACUUCUCCCGAUGAAACUUUAGAUAGAUGCAUGGAUGAUUUGUUUGUUCCUUAUACUGAAGGAGAUCGUUAUUUAAAGAAGGAGACUGAAUCCUUAAACGAGUUGUUUGGAAAGAUCGUAGCUGAAUUCCUUAGUGCCAUGCAACGACGCAAAAUGACUUCCACACGCAACCAGUCUGUAUUGGCUCGUACAUUAAAUCAGAUAUCUUCUUCUACAUCCACUGGUAUUUUGUCACCUUCUGUAUCAACACAAGCUAUUAGCGACAUGAAUAACCCGGUAUCAUCCCCAAACCCGUUUGAGAAGACGACUCGUGAGGAAGCUUCAAAUAUAGUAACAGUGGAUGAUAGCGGCUUUACUCUUUUGUCUAAAGACGCCAUCAUGCGUAUUUUAAAUAUUCAUGCUGAAGCCGUUAUUCGGUGUGUGGAACUACAAGAUGUUCAAGACUUAGUGACAUCAAUCAAACAGAUCUACAACGUACUUGUGGAUUUUAUUGGCCAAAAAUACCUUGAUAUUGCUAUUGAUGAGAUUCUAGACGACCUCAAUAAUCAAAAGGAACCCGAAUUAACUUGUUUCCAUGUGAUCAAAUCCUCCGCUGAUAUUAUUCGCUUAAUGCAGAAACACUUUGAAUCAGCUAUGUUACCACUUGUGGCAAGUGCCCCAUCCACACACCGGGAUGUUCUGAGUAUCAAAAAUACAUUCAUGGCUACACUAGAGCGAAAAAUCAAUAUUGUACUUCAAAAGAGUGUCGAGGGCAUCACUUAUUGGCUAAGUGAGCUAUUAAGCCAUCAAAAAAAGAAUGAUUUCAGACCCAAGGAUGAAGAAGGGGCCAUGAUGAGCAUGGGCACAUCACCCUGUAUGCAAUCUAUUGAUUUCAUCACCCGCGUCUACAGAUCUGCUGCUGAUUCACUUCAGGGAAAGAAUUUUGAAGCAUUCCUUCGACGUGUAGGCAAUGCAUUUCAUUCUAUGUUAUUGGAACAUUUCAAACGAUUUUAUGUCACACCAACUGGAGGCUUAUUAGUUACAAAGGAUAUAGCUAAAUAUCAAGAAGUGAUUCGUAUGUUCAAGAUACCUGCCCUUGAUGAACGUUUUGAAAUGCUUCGACAACUUGGCAAUAUUUUUGUAGUAAAGCCAGAAAUUCUAAAGUCUAUUCUCUCAGAAGGUUAUUUAGCACGACUUGAUCCUUCUGUGUUGUACCCGUACCUGGAAAAAAGAAUUGAUUUCAAGACUGCUAAACUGGAUCAAGUGCUGGGAAUUAGUGUGGACACUGAAGAAGCACAACAGAGUAACACAGCCAAGUCAAGUGGUGGUAAGGCAAUGACUCAAAGAAGAUCACUGUUUGUCAACGACAAUGAAGUCCUCAAAGACAUCAUGAAGAAUUAUACUCAUAACCGUGAUUUUUUGGCAGCUUUUAACUUGUCUUGAAAACUAGUUUUAGUUUCGGAGUCAGGUUUUAAAGAGGGAGUGAUUUAAUGAUGUAAUCUAAUACAAAGCUUAUAUAUUUUACCACUAAAGGAAAGCAUGUGUUUCUCGUAUCAAUGUUUUUAUAAUACCUUGUGUCACUGUCUAUCCAUAAAAUGGGCAUUUACAUUUCACCAUUUGGUUUUGUUUAAAUGGAGAGAGAGAGAGAGAGAGAGAGAGAGAGAGAGAGAGAGAGAGAG
Messenger RNA from Gilbertella persicaria, 2856 nucleotides. RefSeq names its product exocyst complex component Sec10-like protein. Lineage: Eukaryota; Fungi; Mucoromycota; Mucoromycetes; Mucorales; Choanephoraceae. Gene Ontology annotation, biological process: exocytosis; Golgi to plasma membrane transport. The record is from RefSeq and is a predicted model, not a curated record. Bases 20 to 2620 code for a protein of 866 amino acids. The transcript has 14 exons. Gene Ontology annotation, cellular component: cytoplasm; exocyst.